Molecule: messenger RNA, 1599 nt
Organism: Trichomonas vaginalis G3
Lineage: Eukaryota; Parabasalia; Trichomonadida; Trichomonadidae
Product: guanylate cyclase protein
Exons: 1
Coding region: 1-1599 (532 amino acids)
Source: RefSeq, a predicted model, not a curated record
AUGAGAUCAACACAAGCACAACAAGAAUUCACAGAAGCACACCAGCAAGCAAGUAUUGGUUAUUAUGGAUCUGGUGACAUUUUGGAAGAAAUUAAUAGAAUAAGAGAAGAUUCACCAUGUAAUUUCUCUUUGAAAGAUGCAACUUAUCAUGAAUCUUAUUCUUGUUUGUCAUUGGAUAGCGGUGUUUCCGCAUUCUAUAACAUGAUUACUGAUAUACAAGUACAAUAUCAAUCAACAACAAUGUUGAGUGAUACAGCUUUUAUUAAUACUUUUCACUUUUUAAAUGCACAUUUAUAUCCACAGAUGGAAGAAGUCAUUGAUUUGUUGUUGGAUCAAGCAGAUAAAACUGAUGAACAACAAGAUAUGUUUGUAACUGUUUUGGCAUCUUCAGGAACAUUUUUGACUUUUAUUACUUUGUUCUUCGCUAUCUAUAGAUAUUGGUUUAUGAGAAUGACUUAUAAAACAAUGAUAGAAUUCAUACUAAGAGUUCCUCCCGUUGAUGCUGUAAAUAAUGAUGAUUUGAUGAUGAUUUUGUUGAAUAGAAAAAUCUCUCAAAAACUGGCGAAAAUGUCAGAAACAGCAACUUUACUUGCAAACACUUCUCAUCCAUUAAUAUUCACAACAAGUGAUGGAGUUAUUGUUAAUGUGAAUUCAUCAUUCCAGAUUGUAUUUACUUAUGAAAUCUCGCAUAUUAUUGGUCAAAAUAUUGCGAUGAUUACUGAUGUUGAUAAACUCCAAAAUGUCUUCCAUUACAAUGAAAUGAAAUCUAAACUAAAUCAUGGAGGAAAUGGAAAAUCUAAUAGACAAUCAUUAGUCACUAAAAAUGAUGAAAAUGCUCAUAAUUCACAAACAAUUGUUUUCGAUAAUAUUUCUGCAAAAUUCAGAAAAGAAAACGGUCAAGAAAUAGAAUGCGAUGUUUUACCAAUUUUGACGAAUUCACAACACAGCAAGAACUCAUUGUUUGCUUUUGUUUUGACUGAUUUUUCAACUGUUCUCGCGAAACAGAAGAAGAUAGGAAUCCUCAAAGGAGGAAAUGAUAAUUUACAAAACAAUUUAAGACCUCCUAUAUUAAAUAAUGAAAAUCAUAGUUUGACAUUGAAUGAUUGCUCGAUUUGCACAAUGAGAUUAGUUCAAUUUUCCAACUCUUUGGCUCCAACAGCUGUUAUGAAACAAAGGAAACAGAUAUUAGAUAAAAUUGAUGAGAAUUUGAAGAAAUACGAAACACUGCAAAGAUUGUUUUUCGCUCAAGGAAUGUAUUGCAUUAUCUCCUCAAAUAAAAAUGCUCCGAUGGAUAUAUUUAGGUAUAUUGAUGAUGUUUUGAGCAGUUUCGAUGAUCCGACAUUCUUUGGAGAGAUAACAAUUGGUGUUGACACAAAUCAGUCAAUAAAUAUUUGUGAAACAAAAGGAGAUGUUAAAGAAAUUGCUUGUGUCGGAGAGUUGUUUGACAAAGCAAGUAGACUGUCAAUGAUUGGUGAGUCAGGAAUGGCUUGUAUCACUGAGAAUGUCUACAACCAAGUUGCUUCAAUUGGAGCAAAGUUUGUUAGUAAGAAAGAUCCAAUAAUUGGAAGCUACUACUCAGUAGAACCAAUUGAAAGAUAA